This is a messenger RNA of Pungitius pungitius (ninespine stickleback), 7221 nucleotides long. Its product is annotated as unconventional myosin-XVIIIb-like. Gene Ontology annotation, cellular component: myosin filament; cytoplasm; unconventional myosin complex. The record is from RefSeq and is a predicted model, not a curated record. NCBI's taxonomy places the organism in Eukaryota, Metazoa, Chordata, Actinopteri, Perciformes, Gasterosteidae. Gene Ontology annotation, biological process: actomyosin structure organization. Gene Ontology annotation, molecular function: actin filament binding; cytoskeletal motor activity; ATP binding.
CAGCACUCUAUUUCUGCCCCCCGUCCCUCGGUGUCUUGGAGCUGGAGUUUGUGUUUGUGGGUCUCAGGAUUUUAACCCUCCAGAUCUUUUUCUUUCUGAAGGUUGUUUGUCUUUCCUCCCCUCACACACACACACACACACACACACACACACACACACACACACACACACUCCUUCACCACCACUCUGACAUCACCUGGCUGUGACCCCCCCACUACUCACCCCCCCUCCGUUGAAACCAUGGCGCUGUCUUCGCGUUUGAAACUGUGGGAGAAGAAGAUAAAGGAGGAAAAGACGCCGGUGGGUGCCACCUCUCCGCCCCCCCCGCCCCCCCCGCCCCUCUCCGCCCUCCCGGGCGGCUUCCUCAAGCAGCUGGUCCGCGACUCGGAGAAGGAGACCAAGCAGAAGGAGCCGGAGGCCAAGGAGGAGCGGCCGCCGAACAAACUGAGCGGCGACCUGGUGCAGCAGUUCCUGCUCCCGGAUCAGACCCCCCCGAUCCUGGAGGCGGAGAUGUUGCUCCGGGCCGAGCAGCUCGUCAACAACAACAACAGCAAGCAGCCGGACCAGAGGAGCACCCACCCCCCCGACCCCCCCGACCCCAGGGACGGCCCGGGACCCAGACAGGAAGUGGACGUGAGGACCGAGUGGAGCAAGAAGAAGAUGGAGAGGAGGCAGGAGGGAGGGGAGAGGAGGAAGGAGGGAGCGGUGGAGGAGAGGAGGAAGGAGGGAGGGGUGGAGGAGAGGAGGAAGGAGGGAGGGGUGGAGGAGAGGCAGGAGCCGGAGGGGAGACCAGCAGAGACGAGUGUGACGGAGCUCAGAGAUGUUUGGUACGAAGCAGGAAGCGUGUGGUUGGUCCAUGAGGACGGGUUCACUCUGGCCACUCAGCUGAAGCCGGACGAAGGAACGCCAGAUCUCCCAGAAGGCCGAGCGAGAGUCCGCCUGCAGACGGACGGGUCGCUGCACGACGUGACCGAGUACGAGAUCGAGAAGUGUAACCCGGCGGAGCUGGACCUGUGCGAGGACCUCAGCGACCUGCAGAGCGUCAACGAGUGCGGCGUCCUGCACACUCUGACCAGCCGGGCCAGAGCCGGGAUGCCGCUCACGCACGCCGGCCCCCACCUGGUGAACCUGUGGCCCCCGCUGGAGGCGCACUGCAAGACGCCGAAGUCUCGGCGGGGGGAGUCGGCGUGGGACGCCCCCCCCGCCCUGGCCGCCGUGGUGAGGCGGGUGUACGAGUCCAUGGUGGGCAGCAGGAGGGACCACAGCGUGUGCUCGGUGGGGCGCAGCGGCGCCGGCAAGACGGCGGCAUGUCGGGCCUUCACGCUCGCCCUGCUGCGCCAGGCCGGCACCGAGGGGGGGCGGAUCAGCGUGGAGCGCGUCCAGGCCAUGUUCACCAUCCUGAGGUCCUUCGGCUGCGUGAGCUCGCCGCACAGCGACGCCUCGUCUCGCUUCGCCACCAUCUUCUCUCUGGACUUUAACCACGCGGGACGAACCGCCGCAGGACACCUGCAGACGCUGAUGCUGGACAAAUGGAAGGUGUGCCAGAGGACACCUGGGGAGAGCAACUUCCUGGUCUUCUCUCAGAUGUUGGCAGGAGUCAGCACAGCGCUGAGGACGGAGCUGCAGCUGCACCAACUUCCAGGGUCCAACUCGUUUGGGAUUGCUCAUCCCACCAAGGUCGAGGAGAAGCAGCGGGCCUCCGUCGCCUUCGCCAAGCUGCUGGCUGCCAUGGAAACGCUGAGCUUCUCGACCGGCGAGCAGAAGGCGAUUUGGCACGUCCUCGCCGGCAUUUACCACCUGGGAGCCGCCGGGGCCUGCAAAGUGGGCAGGAGGCAGUUCGUGAACUUCGACAGCGCCCGGGUGGCCGGCGGCGUCCUGGGAUGCGAGGACGAAGACCUGCACACCGCGGUCUUCAAGCAUCACCUGAGACAGCUGCUGCAGAGAGCCACCGGGGGCAGCAGAGAGAGGAGCACCGAGGCCGAGGAGGGUCCCAGAAUGACGGCCACUCAGUGCGUGGAGGGCAUGGCCGCCGGACUCUACGAGGAGCUCUUCACCUCCGUAGUGUCGCUCAUCAACAGGGCCCUGAGCAGUCCUCAGCUCACGCUGGCCUCGGUGAUGGUGGUGGACGCGCCGGGCCUCAGGAACCCGAGACACGCCAAAGAGGAGCGAGCCGCCGGCUGGUCCGAGCUCUGCCACAACUACCUGCAGGAGCGCCUGCUGCAGCGCUACCACGCGCACACCUUCACGCACACGCAGGAGCGCUACACACAGGAGAAGAUCCCGGUGGAGGUGGAGGGUCCGGAGAGGAGUCCGGACGAGGUGGUGUCUGCCAUCGACCAGACGCCCCCCCAGGUCCGGGCGGCCGAUGGAGACCCCAGAGGUCUGCUGUGGGUUCUGGACGAGGAGAUGUUAACACCGGCCUCCAGUGAGACCAUCGCCCUGCAGAGGGUCUGCCAGUAUUACACCAACACCGUGCGUCAGUGCGAGCAGCCGCUGCAGUGCGAGGUGAGCCACCUGAUGGGCUGCGACCCGGUCCGCUACGACCUGAGCGGCUGGGUCGGUCUGAUCCAGAACAACCCGUCCGCCCUGAACGCCAGCGACGUGCUGCAGAACUCCAGCAUAGCGGAGGUGAAGGCCAUGUUCGCCCAGAGGAUCUCCCUGCCCCCCCUGUGUCGAGGCCUGGGGGGCCUGGAGGGCGGCAGCAGCCAGCGCUCUCUGCAGAGGAGCGGCACCAUCAGGAAGACCUUCAGCGGCGGGAUGGCGGCCGUACGCCGACACUCCCAAAGCAUCGCCGUGAAGCUGCAGGCGGAUGCGCUGAUGAACCUUAUCCGUCGCGCCCAGCCCGUCUUCCUGCAGUGCGUGAGCGCCAAGGCGGAGGGCGGCAGCUUCGACGUGGCGGCGCUCCGAGUCCAGCUGAACUCCACCCAGAUCCUCUCGGCCCUGCAGCUCCAUCGCACAGGUUAUCCGGAGCACAUGACUCUCAGCGACUUCCGCUGCCACUUCCAGGCGCUGUCCCCCCCCAUCAUGAAACGCUACGCCUCCAUGUUUGUCAGCCACGACGAGAGAAAGGCGGUGGAGGAGCUGCUGGUGGAGCUGGAUCUGGACCGGAGGAGCAUCGUGGUGGGGUCCAGCAGGGUGUUCAUGAAGCGGGGCGUGCUGCGCUACCUGGAGCAGCAGAGGGAGCGGCAGGUCACCGGCUGGCUGCUCCACCUGCAGGCCGCCUGCAUGGCUCACCUGGCCCGCCAGAGGUACCGCAGACUCAAGGUGCAGCAGAUGGCGGUUGGCUGUGUCCAGAGGAACCUGAGGGCUCUCUGGGUCGUGUCCAAGUGGAGCUGGUGGAAACUUUUCUGCAGAAUUCGUCCUCAGCUUGACAUCAACAUGGAAAACGAACGUCUCAGAGUAAAAGAGGAUGAGGUAUCGGCUCUGAGACGUCGCCUGGAGAAAUCAGAGCGUGAGAGGAGCGAGCUGCGUCAGACCGCCGACGGCCUGGAGACCAAGGUCACAGCAGUGACCUCCGAGCUGAGCGAUGAGCGUUUCCGUGGCGACGCGGCGGGUCAGGCUCUGGACGUGGAGAGGGCCGAGAGGAUCCGGCUCGGGAGGGAGAACAAAGACCUGCAGGCUCGUCUGGACCAGUGUAAGGUCACCAUGGAAACCCUGGAGAAGCAGCUGGAGGAAGAGAAACAGAAAGCUCAGGUGGCCGAGAGUCAGCGAGGACCGGCCUCAGACAGCGAGCUCGCCAUGCAGCUGGAGUGCAGCCACACGGAGGUGGAGUUCCUCUGCAGACGGAUGAAGCAGACGGAGGAGAAGCUGGAGGCGGAGAGAGAGAGCCGCCAGCAGCUGGACGCCAAGGUGGCCGCCCUGCAGGCCCUGCUGGAGCAGUCCAGGCGCAGCGUGACGGACCUGAAACGUCACUGUCGUCGCGUGACCUCCGACCUCCAGGACGCCCGCGUCCUGACUGACAGCCUCCAGGGCCGCAUGCACGAGGUGGACCGCAAGCAGAGGAGGUUCGACAGCGAGCUGACCCAGGCUCUGCAGCAGGCCGCCCUGGAGAAGGAGCAGAAGGACAAGGCCUGCCAGGAGAGCACGGCUUUGGGGGCGGAGAUCUACGGCCUGCGCCGCAGCCUGCAGGAGGGCAAGGUGGAGGCGGCCCGUCUCCAGAAGCAGAAGGACGAGUUAUGCGCUCAGAUCCGUGACCUCAGCCUGCCGGUGGACCUGGCCUCCGACUCGCUGCCCGACCUGAAGAAGAAGCUCCGCCUCCUGGAGGUGGAGGCCGGCGACCGAGCGCACGAGGUCACCGAGCUCGCCAGCAAAAUCCAGCAGCAGCAACAAGUCCACAUGCGCUCUGAGAUGGAGAUGGAGAGGAUCAAGCAGAUGCACCAGAAGGAGCUGGAGGACAAAGAGGAGGAGCUUGAGGACGUGCACAAGUCGUCCCAGAGACGGCUCAGGCAGUUGGAGAUGCAGCUGGAACAGGAGUACGAGGAGAAACAGAUGGUGAUUCAUGAGAAGCACGACUUGGAAGGACUCAUAGCAACUCUGUGUGACCAGGUGGGCCACCGGGACUUUGACGUGGAGAAGAAGCUGAAGAGAGACCUGAAGAGGACCCAUGCCCUGCUGGCCGACGCCCAGCUCCUCCUCUCCACCGUGGACAGCCCGGGGCAGCACCUCCCUGCCGGGGGCCGGGAGCAGAUCGAGCGCCUGCACUGUCAGUUGGAGGAGAGUGAGGCGAGGAGGCAGGAGGCCGAGGCCGAUGUGGCCACCCUCUCCCAGGAGCUGGAGAACUCUCAGAUAGAGCUGGAGAACAUCUGCAAGCAGAAGAGUGUGGUGGACGAGCAGGUGUCCCUGCUGCAGCACGAGAAGGUGGACCUGCUGAAGAGGCUGGAGGAGGACCAGGAGGACCUCAACGAGCUCAUGAAGAAGCACAUGGCGCUGAUUGCUCAGUCCUCCAGUGACAUCGCUCAGAUCCGGGAGCUGCAGGCGGAGCUGGAGGAGGUGACGAAGCAGAGGCACUCUCUGCAGGAGGAGCUCCAGCAGAGCGCGUCCAGGUUGCAGUUCCUGGAGGCCUCCACCGUGGGGCGCAGCAUCGUCAGCAAACAGGAGGCUCGUGUGUGUGACCUGGAAAGUAAACUGGAGUUUCAGAGGGGGCAAGUCAAGAGGUUUGAGGUGCUGGUGUUGCGUUUGAGGGACAGCGUGGUGCGUCUGGGGGAGGAGCUGGAGCAGAGCGCCCAGGCCGAGGUCCGGGAGAGGGAGAACGCCCGGUACUACCGGCAGCGCCUGCAGGACACCCGUGUGGAGAUGGAGGAGCUGGUCCAGAGGGAGCAGGACAGCGGGCGGAGGAGCAUGGAGCUGGAGAUGCAGGUGGAGGAGCUGAACGCUGUCAGACAGGCGCUGCAGGCCGACCUGGAGACCUCCAUCCGCCGCAUCGUGGACCUGCAGGCCGCCCUGGAGGAGGUGGAGUCCAGCGACGAGAGCGACUCUGAAAGCGUUCAAACUGCUGUGGAGUCCUUGACUCAAAGGAGAGAGCAUGACUCGGCGUCCAGUGUUGGUUCCAUCGGGACAGAAGACGUGGGCGAGGGGAUCCGUCAUUGGCUGGGAGUGCCUAGUGGGAGGAGUGGCGGCAGUACCGCCGGCAGCCAGAGGGGGCGGCAGUCGGUCGCUGACACCAUGAGCACCUACAGCUUCCGUUCCUGCGUGGACCCCGACGACGAGGGCUCCGAGGCCGGGGGGGCUGGCGCCCGGGGGCCCGGCCGCGCUCCGUCGUCCUCGGCUCUGUCCGAGCUGCUGGACGGACUCCGCAAACGGCGGGCUGGUGGCGGCGAGGCGGCCGAAGGAGCCGGCAGCGCCGUCUCUCUGCCGGUGUAUCAGACCACGGCGGCCUCCACGCUCCGGCGCAGGGCUUCGGCCCUCUCGCUCGGCCCCGGGGACCAGGAGGCCCGGCCCGGGAUCCUGAAGCCGCCCUCGCCACUCCUGCCCCGCGCCGCCAGUGCUCACUCCGUGGGCGACGCUCCGGCACCGGGGGAGAAACUCCCUCGCUUCAUCUCAUGCGACUCGCUCUCCUCGCUCCCCUCGCUGCCUCGCCUCUCUUCCUUGCCCCCCCCCCUCGCCGCUCGCCAUCGCUCCCCCUCCCUGGCCAUCCCGGAGGAGGACCCGGUAGAACGCCUGCUAUCCCGGACGAACCCCGUGCAUCGCUCCCCGCAAGCGCCGAGGCGGUGCCUGCUCGGAGGCCUCGCCGCGGGGGAGGGGGGCGAGGCCUCUCUGGGUUCAGAACCCCUGGUCUUCCAAAACCGGCGCCUGGUGGACGACCGCGAGGACGCGGCCUCCGACAUCCUGCCCGCCAUCCGGAGAGCGCAGUCCACCAGCAGCCUGGCCGGUUCAGUGAGGGGGGGCCGCAGGGCGCUGAGCGUCCACUUCGGGGAGUUGCCCCCCUCCACCCGCAGCAGGAAGAGCUCCGAGACCGAGUCCUCCAGCUCGGAGGGAUCCGGGGGGAGUUCCCAAGGAGGGGGGUCCAGGCGCAGGUUUGAGAGGCCGCAGGGGGAAAGGCUGGAGGCCGAGGGCAGCGAGGGGGGGGACGUGGCCUCGGUCAUGAAGAGGUACCUGAAGAAGGAGACGGACUGAAGUGGACGAGGUGAGUGGACAAUAAGAAAUAAAGGUGCUAACUUGACCGUCUAUGGUUUUUCGGUUUCUCCCUUUCUCAUAAAACCACGAGGGGGUUCUAUUCAAACCCCCCAAUGAGAAGGUCUUAUCAGAACCCUUUUAUGGGGUCACGGUUCCACCCUUGAAUAUCCUGUCUCAAACCUUUUCCUUCUUCUAAGUGGUAACAACAACCCACUCUGAGGUGUUCUACCAAGAACCCUUCAUGUAGUCCAAGGUUCUCAUCUAGAACCCCUCAGUGUAGGUGGGUCUACCACUUGUUCCACACUGGAAUAUCUCCACAACUACUGGGUGAAUUGCGAUGGGAUUUUGUACCGACGUUUUGAACCCGAUAACUUUGGGGAACCUCUGAUCCUCUCGGAUCCUCCGGGGUUUUGCGGUUGAAUUCUCAUGACCUUUGGUUCAUGUUCCCCUUCGGGGGGGAAGUGAAAAAAAUGAAGCCACAGAGAUUAGCGUCCUUCUUCGAGGUUCUGACUUGGUGAUAUUUUGUCGAUGAAGAACCCGUCUGGCUGCAUGUGCCUCCUUUCUGUUGUGACGUCUUUUCUUGUCUUCCACCAGCGCCUCGAUGUGUCC